CAGCAUAGCAGCAGAAUGUUGCAGUACAUACGGGACUGAUUGACGUCAUCACUGAUAAGAAUAAAUCACGUGAUGUACACGCGGCCCCGGAUUCGGCGUGGAUCCCGUGCUAAAUGAGCUCAGCUCCCGUGCCCUUCUGUGCUCUGGAGAUACCCGAGAUACAUGACACAUCUGUAGGACAGAAUCUCUCCGUGUUCUCUACGUGUUGACCGCCCUUUCUCCUGCCAUCUGCUCCCUUCUAGCACGGCUUCCCUUUGGCCACGUUGGCACUUCAUUGAACUCUGGUCGUGGUCGCACAUUCCAAUCUAUGGUUACGAAGCAACAAUUGUACAACACUACGCGAAGCUUUCGAGUACUAUCCUAAUAGCUUCGGGAAGGGCAGGCAAUAGCGAGGCAGUAGGUCUCUUAGCAGCACUCGAACUGGUUUGAUGGCUAUUGCUUGGAUAGUGUCGUGAUUCAUGAACGUUGAACCCCUACCUACAAGCCAUAUACUUGAGAGACUCUGCGUUAGAUAACACAAUACAAUGGACCCAAAGUGGAACAUUUUUCGCAUAUUAGGCGAUCUCGCCCAUAUCUCUUCAAAAUGCAUCCUGCUGUGGGCCAUCCAUCGCAACAAGAGCGCGGAAGGUGUUUCGCUUCUUACCCAGGUUCUAUAUAUGAUGGUCUUUCUCAGUCGUUAUCUUGAAUUAUUCAUAGGGAGGGGAUGGGGGACCUUUUAUCUCGUGUUUUUCAAGCUCUUUUACAUCUUCUCUUCGGCAUAUAUCAUCUUCUUGAUGAUGAAGGUAUUUCCCCGGACACGGGAAAGGGAGAGGGCAUGGAAACUGGCUUUGGGCUCUGCUGCGGCGUCUUUAGUGUUAGCACCCAUCUUGACGCUAAUAUUCAGACAUCCUUGGCCACAGAGAUGGUUCACGGAGAUUUGGUGGACAUUUUCGAUCGUCCUGGAAUCCGUUUGCGUGCUACCCCAACUACUGCUCCUACGCCAGACCACCGUCCCCACCGUCAUCGACUCCUAUUAUCUCCUUACACUAGGUUCCUACCGGGGGUUCUACAUUCUGAAUUGGCUGUAUAGGGGAUUUGUCUCUCAUUACUGGGACCCCAUUUCAGAUAUUUUUGGCAUCGUCCAGACCGCAUUCUAUAUUGACUUCGCUUGGGUCUACUACACGCGACAGCGUGUGAAACUCCGCAAUGGCGGUGUUGUAGACUCUGAGGAUUUCCGGAACAGCUGGCUGGUCAACAAAGUGUUGAGUUUCAGGCAGCGAAGGAGCGUCGAUGAAGAACAACACCUCCAUGAUGAAGGAACAGAAGCCGGACAUGGGGCUGAUGGUGAACGGCCGAGAAACAAUCGCUGGGGAGCUCGAGGGAUCAGUAUCUCAGCAGAUGACACACUAAACGAGAGUCGCCACCCCAAGCCCAGCAGCGCAGGUGACGACCGACUGGAGGGAUUUCUGGAGGAUGAAGAGGACACUUGGGAAGAGCACGCAAACCAGCAAACACAGCACAAGCAUUCUCCUGAUGUGACGGACAAUCAGAAGUGAUCUAUUGAUGGACGACGGAGGUAGGAAUUUUACUUAUAGAAGGCUUUUUGCUGCAGGUUUGACAUGUUUGUUGUAUCUUUAUUUCUGGGUUUAUUUUGGGGCUUGUGUCAUCAUGAUUCUGACUUUUACAAUCAAGUAAAACCACAUUGAGUUUUUGAAGCAGUAGCGAUCGACUAAUAUUCGAUGUGAGACUGAAAUUGGAAUGAUGGAUACUAUUUUUGGAAUUAAAUCAGCCCUGUCAGGGCCUUAGGGACCCUGAUUUGAUAUAAUUAUAAAUGAUAAUCUGCAUGGGCCAGGCAGGGGAAAGAGGGGAGGGGCGGAGUUGACGAGAGGGGGAAAUAACUGGAGAAAUGAAAUAAAAAAAAAUAGUAA
This is a messenger RNA of Aspergillus caelatus, 1907 nucleotides long. RefSeq names its product ER lumen protein-retaining receptor. Gene Ontology annotation, cellular component: cis-Golgi network; endoplasmic reticulum; membrane. Gene Ontology annotation, molecular function: ER lumen protein retrieval receptor activity. The transcript has 3 exons. Gene Ontology annotation, biological process: protein retention in ER lumen; endoplasmic reticulum to Golgi vesicle-mediated transport. NCBI's taxonomy places the organism in Eukaryota, Fungi, Ascomycota, Eurotiomycetes, Eurotiales, Aspergillaceae. The record is from RefSeq and is a predicted model, not a curated record. Bases 525 to 1535 code for a protein of 336 amino acids.